GAUUCACUUUUCCCAGAGUCCGGGGCGGCAGCAGCCGGAGCCCGAGCCCGAGUGGAAGGACGCGGGAGCGGCGGGAGCCAGAGCGGGGCUAGAGCGAGCGAGGCAGGAGUGGGGCGCGCGAGGGAGCGCCGCUGGGCACCGGGGGGUCCGGGUCUCCGUAAGUCCGCGUCCGGCGGACACCUCUGCCCGCGCCUCCCCCUCCUCCUCCUCCCCGUCCUCCGGGAUCAGCACAAGACAGCGACCUGCGCGGACUGCCCCCAGCCCAGCAUUUAAGAUGUCCACUGAAGGGCAAAGAGUUGACGACAGCCCAAGUACUAGCGGAGGCAGUUCUGAUGGAGACCAGCGUGAAGGGGUGCAGCAGGAACAGGAAAGAGAGCAAGUGCAACCCAAGAAAAAGGAAGGCAAGAUCUCUAGCAAGACUGCUGCGAAAUUGUCAACCAGUGCAAAAAGAAUUCAGAAAGAACUUGCAGAAAUAACAUUGGAUCCUCCACCAAACUGUAGUGCUGGACCCAAAGGAGACAACAUUUAUGAAUGGCGGUCAACUAUCUUGGGACCCCCAGGGUCUGUCUAUGAAGGAGGGGUUUUCUUUCUUGACAUUACCUUCUCACCAGACUACCCAUUUAAACCACCUAAGGUUACGUUUCGGACAAGAAUCUAUCACUGUAAUAUUAACAGCCAAGGAGUGAUCUGUCUGGACAUUCUAAAGGAUAACUGGAGUCCAGCCCUCACCAUUUCUAAGGUUCUUCUCUCCAUCUGCUCACUUCUCACAGAUUGCAACCCUGCUGACCCCCUGGUGGGAAGUAUCGCCACUCAGUACAUGACCAACAGAGCAGAACACGACAGAAUGGCCAGGCAGUGGACCAAGAGAUAUGCGACAUAGGAACCUCCCGCCGCGGCUUCUGGACCGACCUCUCCACAAGCACAUUCACCAAGUGCAUCAAUAGCCCUUCCCUCCUUUGUGGUCUUAUUUUUAUGACAUUUUGAACCAUUUUGUGACAAUAUGUUGUCCUUUCUUUCUUUUUAUUAUUUUUAUUUUAUUCCCCCCCCCCUUUUUUUCAGUUCUGUUAACUUGAAAGAUAUUUCCCCUCCAAGUAGACGGGAAUUUUUUUGGUUUUGGUUUGUUUUUUUGUUUGUUUUAUUUCAGUGCAAAGAAUGUUGGAUCGGUAAUAGUAUAGAGCUUUGUCACAAAGCUUUGUAUUCAUGUGUGGUUUUUUUUUUUCCUUUUAUGUGGUCUUUGGGAAAACAAAACAAAUUCAGAAUUAUAUCUCGUUUCUACUUCAAUGUAGUGUUUAGGGUUAAUUUUUUUGUACUGAAGUCUUUAAUGGCGGGUGCAUGCUACUGGGAACAAGUUUUGUAUAAAGGCUUAAAUUCAAGAAUCACUGUGCAUUACUGAGACUCUGUUUAUCACUAGCCUUCUGUCUCCCACACAAAAGGCUGUUGGGUUGAACAAAAUAAUAUGUAUUUUGAUUUACUUAAAGUGCUUGUAAAUUUCUUAGGGACCUGCCACUUUUGACUGUGGAACAGUUGAUGUACACUUGUAUUAUGAGAGCACUCAAUAAACACUGUGGCGGAUGCGCGCA
This is a messenger RNA of Vombatus ursinus (common wombat), 1580 nucleotides long. RefSeq names its product ubiquitin-conjugating enzyme E2 E2. Gene Ontology annotation, cellular component: nucleus. The transcript is spliced from 6 exons. Gene Ontology annotation, biological process: protein polyubiquitination. Lineage: Eukaryota; Metazoa; Chordata; Mammalia; Diprotodontia; Vombatidae. Gene Ontology annotation, molecular function: ubiquitin conjugating enzyme activity. The record is from RefSeq and is a predicted model, not a curated record. The coding region runs from base 275 to 880 and encodes 201 amino acids.